Molecule: messenger RNA, 4270 nt
Organism: Panicum virgatum (switchgrass)
Lineage: Eukaryota; Viridiplantae; Streptophyta; Magnoliopsida; Poales; Poaceae
Product: probable E3 ubiquitin ligase SUD1
Exons: 6
Coding region: 962-1525 (187 amino acids)
Cellular component (GO): endoplasmic reticulum membrane
Molecular function (GO): zinc ion binding
Source: RefSeq, a predicted model, not a curated record
GCCGGCACGGGAGCGCUGGUGCCCGCCGCUGCUCUAGGCCGAAACGGGAGCGCCACCGCCGGCCCAAGCUGCCUGGCCCCAAGCUUUCCAGUCGCCUCCACGUGCAGGAGCCGAGGACCUUCCCCAACGCCGUGUUCCUCCCCUGCACGACCAUGCUCGCCGGUCACCGCGCCGUCAGUCUUCCCCGUCGAGGCUGCCCACUGCCGCGCCGGUCACCUGCAACAGCUUUGAGGAUGACUGCGGCCGGAGUGGGGACUCUGCGCUGUGAGGAUGAGGUUGUUGGCUCGGCGAGAACUGGUGCGCGCGUGGUUCGGCGUCAGGUCUUCCGGCAUCCGCGUGCGCGAUGCGGGGUUGACGCACGCAUGCUCGUCGCGGCCGCGUGGUUCGGCGUCAACUCCGACGCCGGCGUGCUCCGUGGCGUUAGUCAACAGCCGGCGCUUCCGAGACGGCCCACCCGUUCCGGCAUGGAGCAGCAGCAGGUGCCAGCGCUCCCGUUCCGGCCAGGAGCCACUCCGGCCGCCGGCGCUCUGUUCCGACGCAGGGCAGUGGCGCUCUGUUCAUGCCCAUACCCGAGAGAGAACAUGGGAGAGAGGGCCCAGGCCCAAUUCGAUCCAAUUUAGAAGGUCAGGGGCAAAACAGGUAGUUUACGUGUUCUGUCAAACGAAAAUAAGAAAGAAAUUCGUGAAAUCGAGAAAAAGAGGAGAAAUCCUUUUUUUUGAAACAAUUCACAAUAGAAAUAUUUUUUUUAAACAAUUCACAAGUUCAGCGUUAUAUUUCGAAAGACUUAUAUAUUUAAUGUCAAAAAAGGUGAGGCGUCCGUAUUUCAUAUUAAAUAUUAAAAUUCCUCUGGCUUUUGGUUUUGGGAGAGAAGCCCACGGCCCAGCCCACGAACUGCUACAGGCAAAGCCCAUUGCGGCCUAUCCUCCUCCUCUGUUUCUUCGAGGCCAAACCGAGGACGGCGAUGACCGCCGCGGCGGCGAUGGCAUCUCGCCCGCCCGGGCCCGACGAAGAGGCGGAGGAGGACCCGUGCCGCAUCUGCCACCUCCCGGCCGAGGCGGACCGCUCCCUGCGCCACCCCUGCGACUGCCGUGGAAGUAUCAGGUUCGUCCACGAUGAUUACCUGCUCCGAUGGCUCGCCACGCCGCGCGGAAGCUUGGCGUCCAGAUGCGAGGUGUGCAAGCGAGCCAUCUCCAUCGCUUCUGUCUACGCCGCAAACGCUCCCGCCAGGCUGCCUCUCCCCGAGUUCAUGCUCGGCCUCGCCAACAAGCUCAUGGCCUGGAUUCUCCUGCUCCUCUCCCUCCUCUUCGCCGUCUGCGUCUGGGAGUUCCUCAUGCCGCUCACCAUCCUCUGGUUCUGGCGCCUCGCCCUCUCCAGGACCUUGGCUCAAGUUCGCCGCCUCCUCUCCCUCCGCGCCACUGCCUUCUCCAGGCCCUACGCCCUGAGGUUCAUGCCCUCGCCGGACACCGUCCUUGCCUGCGUCUUCGUCAGAAGAGCCUUCCUCAGAGAGCUCCCCAUCCAUAGGUAGCUGCCCCUGCUAGGAUCGCUGCCGAUGCCCUUUGCUCCCGUUGCACAAUGAGUGGCGCGGGUCGAAGCUCACCUGCAGAACCGCUUUUGGAGGGUCAUUGGGUUGGCCCAAAAAAUUGACAAAAUGAACUAGAAUGUCAUUAUACCUAAAUAAUUUAGGAGGAAAAAUGAAAUAGAGUGACAUGUCAUCGUAAUUAAUUAGCUAACCCAAAAAAUACCAUUGGGCACCCAAUUGCAGCUGCUUGUGCUGCACACCGUCGAAGCAUCCUAAUGGUCUCUCUCUCUCUCUCUCUCUCUCUCUCUCUCUCUCUCUCUCUCUCUCUCUCUCUCUCUCUCUCUCUCUCGCGCGCGCGCUCCCUCCCUCCCUUCUUCUCUCUUAUUUCUUUUGCAGAUAAUAAUAAUUUAAUCUAAUUUAGUUCCUAACAAUCUCCCUCUUUCUCUACAUAUCCAUGUGGUGAUAGUCGAUGUGGCAUUUGCUCUUCUGCUUGGAUUUCUCCCCUUCUCACUGGGAAGAAUAGUAUUAUGAUGUUUCAGUUUUGCCACUGUGCAGUGGAUGUAGCCCUCUCCUACACUUCAACAGCUUCAGUACUUUUAGUUGGAUAUUGGUUUAUCCUUAUCGUGGCGCUUCUCUUUACUGGCUUUCAUGCUUUCCAGCAAUACUCAAGGGGCUAGCGCCUUAUCAUCACAAUCUAUUUUGAUGUAUUGACCAACUGGAUCUGCUGGCUGUUUAGAACUUUAGCCCUCUUAGAAUGCUGCCUAGCAUACAUGGGGUGCUCGAUAGGACAUGCAGUUUUUUGCAGCACUUCUUCUGGGGGAUCAUAAGUGUAGCCAAUGUCUCUCCUAACCUUGCAGCGAUACUUGUGAUAUGCCCAUUGAUCUUUGGCUGGUUGCUUGAUAUCUGCACUUCAGAAUUGUUUGGUGUGAAAAUACCUCAGAAGCUCCAACUUCUAUUUGCUUCAUCAUUUGCUUCUAAUGCCCUUCACUGGCUUAUUGGAUGCAUCUGUUUGAAGCUUCACUACUCACUUUCCAGUCUUCUUCACCCGCUGUGUCAUACUAUAGUUUUGGUUCAGCAUGUCAGUAUGUAUGUUCUUUUUUUGUUGUUUCAGAAUUUAACCAUUGGUAUGCAUGCGUUUUGCUUGUCAAUAGUUAUUGAGGUUAGGAGUUAGUGCCCCUUUUGUCGACACUACUGGAGGCCAAAUCAAGAUAGGGGAACCAUUCUGCAACUUUUAUUUCAUGAUUCUGCAGGGUCUUUUUCUCAGUGUUAUCUAUGUUGCAAUAGUCAUUCUUGUCCCUGUUGAAAUUGCUUUUCAUUUGGCACCUACUGUGUUCCCGUUAGAUAUCACUUAAGUUCUCUAUGCUACAUUUUCAUUGGUAUUUGCCAGUCUUUGGCAUCGAACUACUAUCAGUAUCAGGUGUUCUUCUUCAGAAGUUUCUAGUUUGCGAUGCACUGAAAUACCUUGAGCCUGGUGUGCUUGUGCAGAAGGCACUGCGGUAUUGGUUUGCCACUACUGAACGGGCUCUUGGUUUGACCGGUUUAUUGAUUGCCUAGCCUGAUGGCUCUGGCGAAUCCGAGCUUGGGAAUAGUGUCACACCAAAAGAUCAGCACGACAGGCCUGCUGAGGCUAAGGACAAAAGAUGUUUUUGCGUUUGCUGUCAGACUUUGCAUCUUGUCAACUAUUAUUGCUGCCUCUAGAGAUGCCUUUGCUCACGUGAAGUCUGGGAGGACACGCCUCUGACUUCUAUUAUCAGCAAUUGGGGUACACCUGUUUUGAAGAGUUCUCCACUUCUGUUCGUAUGGAUGAAUUAUCACCAUUCCCUUUCUGAUCGGAUUGCUGGUUGAUUGUCUACUGAUAUCACUCGUCGUGGACAAUCAAGUUCCAGUUCUCGAUUUCUUCUGUACUUGGUUCCUGGGGUUGCAAUUGCUGAAAUUCUGGACUAAGUUGGUUCACUUGACAAGGGUUGCACCUUUCCUGGCCUAUGUCAUCGAUCAAAGGUGGGAUCAGAAGCUAACUCAGGCAAGUGAGGAUGGGUUUUCAGGGCUCAGGGCAAUGUGGGUGUUUAUUGAUGCCGAUCAUCGCGAAGCUCCUAUCUGCUCUCUGUGUUCCUUAUGUGCUUGCAAAAGGUGUCGCCCCAGUAUUUGGCUACUCUGCUACCGUGAACUGUGCAGUGAUUCGUUUUGCAUGGCGAGAGCCUCGCCAUGUGUGUGCGCUGUUAUAUAGCCAAAUUACUCUGUAGGCUUGUCGUCAGACUCCACGAUUCUAUUAGGGAUGAGCUCUGCAGGCUCGUCGUCAGACUCCACCAUUCAAUCAGGGAUGAGCGCUAUCUCGUUGGACAGAGGUUGCAGAAUUAUACCACUAUGUUCGGCUGAUUUGUCAGCCAACUAGCCCGAAGUGCCUUUCUCUCACACCAAAUCAGCACCAAUCACUAGCUAGUUAGUAGUAUUUUUUUCUAACAAUAAUUCAGCAUCAGCCACUCGCUACUCCAAACAGAGUGAUAACUCAAGAUUCACCUACUCUUUAGUGUUAUUAAACAAGGUUAGGAUCAGAUAAACAGAUCUUUUUUCGUGGAAUAUAUACAAGCUACUAUUCUCGUGCUGCGUGUAUAGGCUACGUUGCAGAGUGAUAUACAGGCAACAACUAUUAUAUAGUGCGAAAAGAAAGACGCGAUACCUAGUACUGGUUGGUGUAUUUACUGCCCUGGAAGAUACAGCACCUCCAGAUUUGUAAAUAUCGUUUACUCAGAAAAA